GCAGGCUGCGGGGGUCCCCGUGCUGAGCUCCCAUUGGCUGUCGCUGUCCCCGCGGGCCGGUGCUGGCUCCCCUCACUCCGGGGAGGGAAGGACUAAAGAUGGCGAAGACGUACGACUACCUGUUCAAACUGCUGCUGAUCGGCGACAGCGGGGUGGGCAAGACCUGCCUGCUCUUCAGGUUCAGCGAGGACGCCUUCAACACCACCUUCAUCUCCACCAUCGGCAUUGACUUCAAGAUUCGCACCAUAGAGCUAGAUGGAAAGAAGAUUAAACUUCAGAUAUGGGACACUGCAGGACAGGAGAGAUUUCGUACAAUCACUACAGCAUAUUACAGAGGCGCUAUGGGCAUUAUGCUGGUGUACGAUAUUACCAAUGAAAAAUCUUUCGACAAUAUAAAAAAUUGGAUAAGAAACAUUGAAGAACAUGCCUCCUCUGAUGUGGAGCGGAUGAUCCUGGGCAAUAAAUGUGACAUGAAUGACAAGAGACAAGUAUCGCGAGAGAGAGGAGAAAAGCUUGCCAUCGAUUAUGGGAUAAAAUUCCUUGAAACCAGCGCAAAAUCCAGCAUCAAUGUUGAAGAGGCAUUUUUCACUCUUGGAAGGGACAUCAUGACAAAACUUAACAGAAAAAUGAAUGAAAGCAACUCUCCUGGUGGAGGGGGGCCUGUGAAAAUCACUGAGAAGUCCUCCAAGAAAAGUAGUUUCUUCCGUUGCGUGUUGCUUUGAUGAACUGAAACACGAGCGAGAGCGAAAGAGAUGAACUGCGGUACACGUGACGUGGCGGCGUUCAGCCAACCACAGGUGCUGCAAAGGUCUCUAGGGGAAAACAAUCCAACGUUGUUUGCUGAAAGCACCAGAUAUGAGACAGAUUCAGACACGGAUUUCUGGAGUGGAAGAUUAAAGUGGAAAGUUGAGGUUCUUAUUUUUUUUAACUCUUUUUCUUCACUGUUUUCGAAAGAAAAACACCGGAACAAGCAGACAAGACCCUCCCCCGCCCAACCUACUUUUGUUCACCUUCUGUCUGUUUUGUUGUUCUGUAUUUUCCACACAGUCAUCCUGUCCCUCUAGGCCCAGAUGCCCAAUCGCAGGUGUCAAAGACUAAACAAACCAAUGGCUUCACAACUUUUUGUAUGUUUUAAAUUUCUAACUUCUGAAGCAUCUUAACUUGUUUAUUUGGCUUCGUAUUUUAAGUAUUGGUUGUCUAAAAGACGCAAGGCUGGCCUUACUUGGUUCUGGCAUUUCUGGAUUGAAUGCAUAAGGCACGUUCUAAUGCUCUUUCUCAGUGGUGGCUCCAACAAUAUAUUAAAUCAUAAACUUAAACAAUUUCCAAGUUAUAAAUCGUACAUCAAAAUAUAAUCUUAACCUUUAUAGGCCAUGGAAUGAAACUGUUAUGUAUCUAGAAAAAAUUUGUUUCUCUGAUAUACUUUCCAGUUACUAAACCAUCAAUGGCACAUUGCUUGGACAGUUGUGUGACACCGUUUAUAGAUCAUCCCACCCAGACUUUUUUUUUUUAAUCCGUCACCUUGCCUAGAUCUUAUGUAAUAUUUGUUUUAAUUUCAAGCCACUGAUCAAAUUUCUUACUAGUAAGAGAAAACCAAUGCUUUAUGCCCCUGUCGAAACCUUUCCACCCAUAAAUGCUCUACUGUGCCUUGCUGCAAUACACCUUUGAGUCUGUCAUUUAGUUCGGCUUUAAAAUAACGCUGAGUUGCUUGUGUCCAUACUAUGAACAACUUCCACUAUCUCGUGGGGAGAUGUAUUUUUACUGCUAUAAUCAAUUGUCCAUUAGUACUUUGAUGCCGUUGGAAAAUGGGAAUCCAUCAAGAUACCUGGUUAAAGAGACCUGCACAAA
Messenger RNA from Pelobates fuscus (common spadefoot toad), 1845 nucleotides. It is a transcript of the gene RAB8B, whose product is annotated as RAB8B, member RAS oncogene family. The coding region runs from base 99 to 722 and encodes 207 amino acids. Gene Ontology annotation, cellular component: plasma membrane; trans-Golgi network transport vesicle; endosome. Gene Ontology annotation, molecular function: GTPase activity; GTP binding. The record is from RefSeq and is a predicted model, not a curated record. Lineage: Eukaryota; Metazoa; Chordata; Amphibia; Anura; Pelobatidae. The transcript is spliced from 8 exons. Gene Ontology annotation, biological process: protein localization to plasma membrane; endocytic recycling; protein secretion.